AACAUCUACCAUAUUUUCUUCUGGGUUUUGCUAACGACGAAACUGAUGUAGCGACUUGCAGAACAUUUUUUUUAAUGCAACACAGGGAGCCGAACUCCAGUGGAAGGCCUACUCAUUCCUGGCUUGUUUUUCAGCGUUAUUGUAGUAAAGGCCAUGAUAACUGAUACCGUACUUUAUAAUUCGUCGAUAGAACUAUUUUCAUAGUAAUUAUUGAUCGGAUAUAUCGCAGUCCAUGCCUUUUCUUGAAUAAUUUAUUCUUGGCAUUGUGUAAAAUAUCGAUACGAGUGUUUAAUAUGAACUUGUUAUAAGUAGAUCAAUUUUUUUUCUAUGGUUCUUUUGAAGAGAGAAGUUAAGUCGUUUUUAUAACAGUUCUAACAUUCGAAUUCCGCAAACUGUGAAUCAGAUAUACAGCGAAUAUUAGUUAUGUUCCGACCGAAAGAAAACUAAUUCUUGCGGUUAUUAAUUGAAAGCUAACAAAAAUUCUUUACCGGAGCAACCAACUCUUCUUGGAUCUAUACACAUUUAAUUGGAUUUUUAAUAAUAAUGACCGAUUUUCUUGUGUUAUUUUUGGGAAUCGUGGUGCUAACCAGCUUUUGUGAAUCACAACCUAUAGAGGGACCAAUGUUUAUCGUGGAACCACCGAGUACAUACAGUUUUUUGUACAUCCGUGGGGGUGAGCUACCUUGCAGUGCGUAUGGGAGUCCAAGUCCCUCAGUAACGUGGCGCUUUCAAGAUGGCACCUUAGUUACCGAGGUUGAGGGUCUGAGGAAAGUUAAUGCUCUGGGAACCUUGGAAUUUCCUGCAAUAGUUGACAGUCAGUAUGACCAGAGUAUACAUUCCACUGUUUAUGUAUGUUAUGCUGAAAACGAGGCUGGCAUCAUACGUAGUCGAGAUGUUACUGUAAAUGGAGUUCCUUCGCAGUCAUACACCAUAUCCCUUCACGAUGAGGUUGCAAUGCGUGGUAACACAGUAGUUUUCAAAUGCGGUAUCCCAAGUUUUGUCAAAGAUUACGUGGAAGUGACUUUAUGGACACGAAACAAUCAUCCUAUUGUAUCGGGUGGCCGGUUCAGUAUUUUACCGACUGGUGAGUUACACAUACGAGAUUUAACUGCAGAGGAUGAACAAUUUACUUACCGGUGUAACGUCAGAAAUACGCUUAAUGGACAAACAGAUCAAGCACAGGCUACAUUGACUGUAGUCGAUCCUGUCAAUCAUUCACCUCAUAUUAUGAGCAGCCAAGCAAGCUUGACUAAGUUAGUUGGAGACACGAUAGAGAUACCAUGUGUUGCUAGCGGUCAUCCAUUACCGACUUACUCAUGGAAAAAAGAUGGUCGUGAUAUCAUACUUGAAACCAGAAUGGAAAUGCGUGGUGGGAAUCUCGUCAUUAACUACUUACGCCUUUCAGAUGACGGAGACUACACAUGCGAAAUUUCAAAUAAUAAACAGGUUUUAGAAACAGCAAAUGUUCAUUUAGGUGUAAGAGAACCUAUAUCUGUGUAUUUCUAUCCCCAUCAUCGGACGGUGGAUAUUGGCGAUUUCGCAUACUUCAAUUGUUCCGUCACCGGCCACCCAAUCGAUACAGUCAUAUGGUACAAAGACGCAACCUUAUUGGAGGGAUUGCCUGGAGUUAUUAUUUUUGAUAAUGGUACAAUGAUGGUGGACGAAAUGAGAAGAGGCGAUCAAGGAAUGUAUCAAUGUGUGGCGGGAAAUAAAUGGGAGUUUCAAGAGGCAACAAUGCAACUGUCAUUGGGUGCUUCUGCUCCAUCAGUUGUUACAGCAUUUGAAGAGGAAACACUCCAUCCUGGACCAGAUUUGCAUUUAGUGUGUGUUAUUGCUGGCAACCCAUCUCCUACUGUCACCUGGUAUCGUGACGAUUUACAAAUACUUAAAAAUAAACGUAUUGCAAUAAACCAAGUAAUCAACGCCGACCGGGAUGUAGUUAGCUACUUGAACAUAACUCGAUCAAAGGUACAAGAUGGCGGCACCUACCGUUGCCAGGCAUCGAAUGUGAACGGUAUAAUUAACCACCAGGAUAGAAUAAAUAUUUACGGAGCCCCUAUUAUAAGACAAUUUAGAAACAAAACUGCAAUUGCUGGUGAAAUUAUGGAGGUCCGUUGUAUCGCAGCAGGCUACCCAAUUGCUUUCAUCAAAUGGUACAAAGACAGUAGCCUCUUGCCAUCCAACGGUCGGCAACACGUUGAAAUAGAUGGUACACUGCGCAUCGAUGACUUCAAGAAAGGCUCAGACGAAGGAAAAUACUCCUGUGAAGUUGGAAAUGGACUUGGUCAAUCAGACUUUCAAAGUAUCUACAUAGAUGUAAUAGUACCACCAAAAAUUGAGCCAAUGCGGAAUAUUCUGUUACGCGCGGGCGAUCGAAUGCAAAUGUCGUGCUUUGUUACAAGUGGCGACCCACCAAUCUUGGUUUCUUGGUUGAAAGAUGGAAGUCCACUCCCAGAAAACGUUGAUGUGACAGUUCUCCCAGGCCCAAGUAGUAUUCUUUAUGCAGACGCCGCAAUAACUGACCUGGCUGGAAAUUAUACAUGUGUGGCAAAUAAUAGUGCUGCAACUGUUACGUAUACAAACGAAGUUUUCGUCUUCGUUCCUCCGUCGUUUAUCGUUUACCCCGUUGAUACACACGUUAUACUAAACCAUACAGCAACACUGCACUGCAAUGCCAGCGGAUAUCCUGCACCAGAUAUACAAUGGAAAAGAAAAUUGGACAUUGGUGGAUACAACUUUGUAGAAGUUGAAGAGGAUGACAGGAUAUCAGUGAAGGAAAAUGGAGAUCUUGUCAUAGUAGAAGCUGUCGAGGAAGAUGAUGGUUUGUACUUGUGUAGCAUCAGUAAUACAAUAGGAGAAGACAGCCAAACAGCUUUACUUGUUAUUUACAUUCCAGCUAGGUUUGAAGUUUCGGAGGUUAACAUAACUGCAAAAGUGAACGAAGAAGUAAUUUUAGAAUGCAAACCAGAUGGACACAGUGAACUUAGGAUUGAUUGGUUUAAGAAUGAUUUAAUUUAUACAAGUCUUAUGGGAAAAGAUUAUCAAAUUACUACCGAACAAGGUGAUAAUUUCAACUCAAAAUUACGGAUCUUGAAGGCAGCUAGGGAGGAUACUGCUGUAUACACGUGUCAGGCCAGUAAUAUUUACGGAUCAGACAGGCAUACAAUACAUCUUACGAUUCUCGAGCCACCAGAAAGCCCAAUCAACGUUCAGCAAAUAUCGGUGACAAGUAGAUCAUUUACUAUUAGUUGGCAGCCUGGAUUUGAUGGAAACAGCAUGAUAACUGGAUAUACAAUUGAGUACAAAAAUGAUUCUGAUGUUUGGCAAGGUGGUGUACCCCGAGUCCACGUUUUGGCUAAUCUGACACAACUGAGAUACACAGUUACGGACCUUCACCCGGCGUAUGUCUACGUUGUUAGAAUAAAAUCGUUCAAUUCCAUAGGCGUCAGUCCUCUGAGUGAUGAAAUCCUGAUUAAAACACUUGAAGAAGUACCAUGGGGACAACCGUUGAAUAUUGAACUAUCCGCACUUAGUUCAACAGCUAUACGGCUGGUGUGGCGGCAACCUAGAGCUGAUCUCCAAAAUGGAGUCAUCAAAGGGUAUUUUAUACGAUACAAAGAAACUAAAUCCUCUACACCGUCUCAGUCUGUGAUGACGUCAUCAAUAACAAACUUCAUUGAAUCGUAUACUCUCAACCGGCUGCGCAAGUUCACAGAAUAUGCAGUGGAGAUUCGAGCUUACAACGAAGUUGGCGCAGGACCAUGGUCUCAGCAAAAGAAAAUCUUGACCUUAGAAGACGUUCCAAGUCAACCACCACCGUCAGUACAGGCAACCCCUCUAGGGUCAACUGUGAUCCGGGUAUUUUGGUCUACAUUACCCCUUGAUUCAAUUUUUGGUAUCUUACAAGGGUACAAGAUAUUCUACAAACCAGUCAGAGCUGAUGAAGAUGAGGCCGACCUGAUGAUUAAAGUAACCACAGCCCUGACUAGUGACCUGAUUGGUUUGGAAAAAUUCACCAAUUACAGUAUUCAAGUAUUAGCAUUCACACGGAUUGGAGAAAAUGUGUUAAAUUGUUUUGUUUAUUAUCACAAAGAUCCAUCGAUGCCUGCUCGCAUCAAAGCUCAUGCUCAGACCUCAACAAGCGUAAUGGUGUCAUGGCUUCCGCCUCUUCAAAUAAAUGGAAUACUCCAAAAAUACAUCCUAACAAUGACUGCAAACGUCGAAGGUGAAAUAAUUAAAUCAAACUUUACAGUGGACUCCAAUGUCACAAACUAUUUAAUAGAAAACCUGUUAACCGACGUGGAGUACGAUUUUUAUGUAAGAGCCGCAACGAUUGUUGGACCAGGUGAAGCCAGCAACAUUGCCACAGAAAUACCGCCGACGAGAGUUCCAGCAAGAAUAAUGUCCUUUUCAAGAAACCUGACUGUUACUUGGAAGCAAGACGUGACACUGGCGUGCAUACCAGUUGGUGAUCCACGACCGAUGGUUCAUUGGCGAAAAGCUGGCGUCCAGAGUUCGUUAAAAACUGGUAAUGAUUACGAGAUUCUAUCAAAUGGAGCACUGACCAUUUACCACGCAAUGCCGGAAGACCAAGGCAAAUAUAUUUGCCAAGCAAGCAACAGUUGGGGAUCGUCAGAAGAAAUAUUCGUUAAUUUAGAUGUCCUUGUGAGCCAUCCAACUGGAACUCCACCAGCAGCACCAGCCCUUGAGAUCGUGUCGUCAACAACUACUACCAUUCAAGUCAGUUGGAUAUCUAAAAGCAAUGGAGGCAGUGCAUUAUUAGGUUUUACGCUAUUCUACAAAGAACAGCACGACUACGUAUGGGAGCGUAUCAAGGUAAAUUCGACAUUACGUACUUUUAAUUUCAAGGACAUGAAAUGCGGCACACCUUACCAAUUUUAUAUAACAGCUUACAACAAACUUGGAACGAGUGUAGAUAGCAACAAAAUCCGUGCAGAAACAGAUGGUUCAACUCCUAUUGCGCCGUCUACCGACAUGAUUCUUUUGGAAAAGAAUGCAACCCUCUUACGUUUAAACUUGGAAAGUUUUGCUUCUGGCGGCUGUCCAGUUGAAAGUUUCACAGUCCAGCAUAAGUUAUUUGGCCAUGAUAAAUGGAGAAUAGCGGCUAGUAAUAUUCCAACACCAUCAAGCACGUUCAUUUUGGAUGAACUGCAUCCCUCAACAUGGUAUGUCAUCAAAGUUACAGCAGUCAACAGUGCUGGACCCAGUGAUUAUGAAUUCCGUGUUGCAACCAACUCAUACACUGGAGGAACAGUUCCACCACUUGUGUUGGAAAGCAAGCCCGAGGAGCAGGGACUUCCAUACUAUGGUGAUCCUAAAAUAUUUGUACCAGUUCUUGGCGGACUUAUCUUGUUUAUUCUACUAUGUAUCAUAGCUAUAGUGCUUUAUAGACAUACAAAUCAUUGGAAAACAAAACAAGCUACAACAAUCUCCGCAGAAGGAUGUAUGAUGACAAUAGACAUGGAGUCACAUAUAAGGCGGGACGACAUAGGAUCACCGAAUGAACAUGAACCAUUCCUCGGAGAAGGAGGAACACCAUUAAAUAAUCUAAAUAACUCAACUAAAAAUUGGAUAUUUUCACCAAAUGAUGAUAUAGAUGCAUGCCAUUCUGUCAAUCUACCUGUGAACGACCCUAACAUCAACAGCAUAUCCCCUGUAAGCUUCACAACAUUUCAAUAUCCAAGUUCACAAGAAUCUACACAAGGAGCUGUCGGAGGCGUGUUUAGUAGGCCUACAGCUAAUGAUAGUCCUUACCAUAAUAUUGCAACAAGAGGCCUAGCUGGCAAUGAAAACGUGAUGACGUAUGAUUCAAUAGUGACGUUUCAACAAUUACGCCCACCGCCAUUACCAGAGAGACCGCCAGACCUUUACUCGUAUUACAGAAGCACACCCAAUCAUUUGAAUAUUGCAACACAAAAUUUAUCAAUUAGUAGAAAUUCAAUGGACACCAGCUACUCGUCUGCCCAAGAAGAACUGACGUCACACUCAGCAAAAAGGCGUACCCUGUCAUCGAAUAGGACGCACACGAUAUACAGAAGCAUAGACGCACAACAUAGUUCAAGCAACAGUGAUUUAGACACAGGGAUUAGGAAUUCUUUUGUAAGCCUAGCAGAUCCACCGGUUGAUACAGAUUCAUCAUCUCCAGAACAACUUAAAAAACAAGGAGCCAGACCACGAGAGCGCAUGUUUAGAAGCCAGACAAUUCAUUCAAGUGACGCAUGCGAGUCAGACGACCAGUUAGAUGAUAGAUAUUCGAAAUGUUACAGACCUUCCCGGGCAAAGAGUGGAAACAGAGGGUCGCGGAAAUCAAAUACUUCAACAAAGCCUAAUAGCAGAUCUAAAAGAAACUCUGGUAAAUCCAGAAGGCAUGGUAAGCGACCAAGCAAUCAAACAAAUAUUACGUCAGAAAGCACUGCCGAACAGUCCCGUGCAUCAGAUGGAUCGCAGAAGUACGAGGCUGGCGAAUGCAUGCACCGUCAUUCAGGCGAUUUCAUGCAAGGCGGCAUGAGGUAUUACGCAACCAGAAUCAAUGGAUUUAUGAGUGAGCCUGAGCAGUCUCGGUCGGCGAGGAAGCAUCGUCCCCGUCGACAAGCGUCAACGCCGGCGCCUCAGUCGAAUCCUGCAUUAAGUAGGCCUAACGCCUGCAUCCCUGACGGUACCAUUGUUGGUCAACGAAAACGAUUGUCCAGAUCCCCACAUAAAGGCUUAUCAACCGAAGAUAGUACAGACCAUAACGAAAUAGAAAUCGAGAUGUUGUCGCAGGACCAAUUAACUGACACGUCGGGAAACGGCUACGUCGAGGAAUUCACUAUAGUUUGAGCACGUAGUCUAUGGUAGUCUAAGACUUAUUUAAUUAUAUAGAAUACCCUUCAUGCUGCAUUAAUCAGUUUGGAAUCAUCAGGUGCUAGUUUUUAUAUAUGUUUUGAGUAUUUCAAUUUAUGCAACGUUUAAUGCGGAAUGACGAGAAUGUUUUAAAAAAUAAAUUGAUAAAUAUUGUAUAACAUUGUUUUUGUUAAUGUAUUGUACUACCUAAGUGUCCACCUAAUUUCUAAAUUGUAUACUUUUUAAUAGACAAAUGUUUAAUGAAAAACGCUAGUUAUAGAUAAAUGCAUUUAUAAAGAUUGAAUAUUAAGUAUUAGGCGUAGAAAUGAUCUUUAAAUAUAUUUAUUUCCCGCCAUAUUUGUUUUAUAAAGAGUUGAUAUUUUUUAAAUAAUGUAAGUAGGCCUAUGUGCAGCUCGACAAGUAUAACUGAUACGACAAAGGAAACGCAAUAAUUAGCUACAAUAUGCUGUCAAUGUGCCGUAAUGUUAAUUGGAACAUUUGCUGUACUCUGUUAAAUUCAAAGACUCAAUAAUAGUAUUAAUUAAAGUAACUUCCAUAAUUUAAUUUAAUGAGUAACCUAAUAAUUAAUGAUAUUAAUUUACACCAUUUAUUUAUACCAUUUAUACUGGUAUUCAGAGCAAAAUAAUCUUAGGAUAGACAAGUAAAUAAAGGGAGGGAUAGAUAAAUUAUUAAAAGGAGGUAAAAUGGAGGGUGCGCAUGUGCUGGACCAAUCUUGUUAUAACCUAAUUACAUUUUUACCCAAAUGUACAAUGCUAUAGAUCGCUUGUAAAAUUAUGCACAAGAAGGCAUAUUACCAAUUAAACUAACCUGAAUUCAAUUUUGAAGUAUAAUUUGCGCAAUGCUGAAAUAGUUAAAUUACAGAAUUAAAAGUUAUAGAAGAAAAAGUAAUAAUCUUUAGUUAACACCCAUGGUGUACAUCAAUACCAAAGUUAUAUGUGAUUUACUAUUAUUCAUUGCGUAUUACGCAAUAACUUGAGAAAAAAUAAGCGUGUCUUAAUGGGAAGAUCCAAGGGUGUGUACCAUUUGGUCUCCCUACUCAGUUGGUAGAUUAUUCGAACGGUAAUCGGAAGGUCUUGGGAUCGAAUCCCGAUAGGGACAUACGUUUUUCUUAAAUUAUCAUCUUUAAUUAACACCAGUGGAGGUGUAUAUCCAUACCAAAGUUACUUUUAUACAUAGUAUAAAAGCAGAUGCCAGUAAGAGCGUGUGUCUGUUGUCAUGUGUAAGUUGAGUCACUUAUUUUGCAUUCGUGAAUUCUGAUACAAUGAGGAAUCAUCCUCAGACGAUGGUAAUAAUAUGAAGAUCUUCUGAUAAAUUCCAGAAAAUUUAAAGAGGUUUAUAAAAAUAUUGAUUUACGUUUUAAAACAAUGAAAUAUUCUUAAGGAUAUUAAACAGCGGUGCUGGAAUUAUCAGUUAAUCUGCAUUAUCUAAUGUCAAUAUAAAAAAUGCAUGAAAAUAUGCUUGUUAUAGCAUUUAAAAGUGAUCGUAAGUCUGGCGUUUAAUGUAUCGAAAGUAUAAAUGACGCAUGACAUGAAUAAAAUGCUUCUUUAUAAAAUGAAUGCGAAUGUGUCAAGAAAAAAAUUAAAGUAUAUUCCACCCAAAAAAACAAUUGGAAAGUAGGUAAUAUUUAGUGAACUAAAGCCGAGUCAGAAGCGCACAAGCAGAAUAAAAAUGAAAUGUAAAUAUGGCUGUAUAUGAAAAAAUAUGAAUAAUUAUGGGUCUGCAAAACAUAUGUUACGCUUAUCAUGGUUUAUUAUUGUUUUACCUUAGAAAUGCAUUAAUAAUGUAAGCCUAGGUAAAACAAAUUUCAUUGUUCUCAUGUUCGAUCAAUUAAAAUAACGUAUUCUUGAUUCUUAUGCCUAUGUCAAAAUAUCUAUGUUAUUGUUUAUUUGUUUGUGGAAACAAAUACAUUACUGCCGAAAUACAUGUCA
Molecule: messenger RNA, 8792 nt
Organism: Anneissia japonica
Lineage: Eukaryota; Metazoa; Echinodermata; Crinoidea; Comatulida; Comatulidae
Product: Down syndrome cell adhesion molecule homolog
Exons: 34
Coding region: 544-6840 (2098 amino acids)
Biological process (GO): cell-cell adhesion; axon guidance
Cellular component (GO): plasma membrane; axon
Molecular function (GO): protein binding
Source: RefSeq, a predicted model, not a curated record